Aspergillus wentii DTO 134E9 is the source of this 1284-nucleotide messenger RNA. Its product is annotated as Tm-1-like ATP-binding domain-containing protein. The record is from RefSeq and is a predicted model, not a curated record. The transcript has a single exon. Bases 1 to 1284 code for a protein of 427 amino acids. Lineage: Eukaryota; Fungi; Ascomycota; Eurotiomycetes; Eurotiales; Aspergillaceae.
AUGACAAUCCAAACCACCAAACCAACCAUCCUCCUGAUGGGAACAUGCGAUACCAAAAAAGAUGAAAUGCUUUUCACGAAACAGCAAAUCCUCGCCCAGAAAACAUGUCUCGUCCGCGCCAUCGACUUGGGGAGUACAUCUCGCGGCGGACUCAGUGAUAGACUCGAUCCCUUCAAUGAGGGGAUCUACACCUCACCAGUGAAAGACACAAUCUACGACGCUCCUGACAUCUCGAAAACAGAGUAUGUGGAGAAGAUAAUCGCGCACGUAACGGAUAUCGUGAGCAACCUCUACAAAGAUGGUGCAAUCCACGGCGUGAUCGGUGUUGGGGGGUCGAGUGGGACGUCGCUUGUGACGGCUGUGAUGCGACAUGCCCUGCCAGUUGGGUUUCCCAAGUUGAUGGUUUCCACGAUGGCGAGCGGGGAUGUCAAGCCGUAUGUCGAGGAAACGGAUAUCACCAUGAUGUAUAGCGUGGUGGAUAUCGCGGGCACGAACUGGAUUCUCAAUCGGAUUCUUUCGAAUGCGGCUGCUGCUAUCGGCGCGAUGGCUGCUACGUUUGAGGCUGCGCAGGCUGAGGCAUCGAGUCAUGAACAUGCUCAGACGCAGAAAAAGCGUGUUGGGGUGACCAUGUUUGGUGUUACGACGCCGUGUGUCGAUCGGGUUCGGCAUCAUCUCGAACAUGUCUACGGGUACGAAGUCUACGUUUUUCACGCUACGGGUGCUGGAGGCAAAGCCAUGGAGAGACUGGUGAAGGAGAAACAACUCGACGCUAUCCUCGACAUCACCACAUCCGAAAUCGCAGAUGAACUAGUCGGAGGCGUGUUGACCGCUGGACCAGAUCGACUGAUGGCCGGGGCAAAGGCUGGGAUUCCUCAGAUCAUCAGCGUUGGAGCCUGCGACAUGGUCAAUUUCGGACCGAAAGAUACGGUCCCUGUCCAGUUUCAGAACCGAUUGAUAUACGAACACAAUCCUACUGUCACUAUAAUACGGACGACUGCUGAUGAGUGUCGUCAAAUCGCCCGCUUCAUUGCUCAGAAGCUUCUUGUUCAUGCUACUCGUCGGGAUCUGAUUCGUGUCAUACUGCCCACCCAGGGUAUCAGUCUGCUCGACACGCCGGGUCGUGCAUAUUAUGACCCUGAGGUGGAUGAAGUGUUAUUCUCGACAUUGGAGGAAGAGCUGAAAGACAGCGGGAUUCCAGUCCUGCGAGACGAACGGGAGAUCAACGAUCCAGGCUUUGCUGUUGCUGCUGCCGAUGCGUUGGCCGAGUUGAUGAAGCAGAAGUAG